CGGGAAGCCUGUUCGAGACAUUCUGGUUCUCGGCAGAAAAAGCACCCGUCGACAAACGUUAUUCGCGAGCACUUGCACAGAUCGUGCUCUGGUACCGGCCGGUCUGCUUUGACUCGACUUUGAAGCGCGUCGCGGGGUUUGUUUUGGUGUGCGUGUGUGUGUGUGCACGACUGCAGGGUGUGAACAAAGUACUUUGGCCCUAAAUUCACUAGUGUCCUCACGACGAGACGUGUUAGCAAGUCGCUGGAUAUCAGAUAUACAGAACAAAUAUUCAAAAGAUUCUUGAGCACAUUUACGCUGGCCUACAGAAUCGCGCAGCAGAAUGGAGAUAUAUGCGGGCAACACGACGCUGUACCGUUAUAUCCACCGCUAUCGCCAACCCGUCUUCCUCGACCGCAACCUCCGCUACCUAUUCGACGCGCGCACGCCCGCGUCCACCUCGACCGCGAACGGCCACCACACCUUCUCCGACUCGGGCGCGACAGCAGCAGUAGCAGCGGGCACGCACCUGCAUCAUCCGCAGAGCGGCGGGGCAGCGCGCAGCUUUCAGCCCCGGAUCCGCAAGCGGCGGAUAAAGCGCCAACGCGUCGCGAUCGACGAUGUCGGCGAAAGGCUGCUGUCGAGCUCGGUUGCGCGCGCGGAGAAUAUGUCGGCGUCGGAGUUUGAACGGUCGCCGUUUGUUGUGCAGCCGACUUUGAAGAUUGAGGUUGUGAACGUGGUUAAACUUGCCCGUAGCCUUCGGUCUCAAAUUGGAGGAUCGCCCGUACAACUACGAGCCACGAACUGCCGCUGCGAAGUGCAAAUCUACCGCGUCUACGAAUCUGGUUUCGGCAGACGUCCACCCCACGAACUUCUCUACCAGUCCGGAGAGAUCUGCACGCUAAUUCCUCGCACUAACUCAGCUCGGUCAGGGUCCGCAGACAGUCAUAAGACGACCGAGAGAAACGGACAGUCAAGCAAAAACGCGGUGGUGUCGGUGGUUAUGGACGAGCCGUUUUAUAUCAAAGCCAGCACGCUUGCCGAAGCCGGGCUUGCGUCGCUGGUAUCUUCUCACGCCGACAGAUUUGUUUAUAUGGUUGCGAUAACAUUACGCCCUUUAUCCCCGCAUUCGGAAAAAUCAUGGCCGUUCACGAUGGAAACCAGUCCGUCGGCUACGCCUUUAAAACAACAGCACCGCAAGACCCGCGCCGCCGAAUCAGAAGUCAACUCUUCUCCGACCGGCUCCGGCCGGCAGAGGUCAAAUUCGCGAAACUCGUCGUUCCAAUCACUUAGUCCGUCGCCCAAGGGCGCAGCAAGACGAUCACCGCGCGCGCGAAAGCUGUCGGCGAACGCGCUCGCGGCGGCUGGGAACGGGACGGGAAUGAGGGGGUUGAGGUCUGCGACGAAUACACCACCGAGCGCGUCCUCGUUUCGAAAGAGGGUUGCAGACUCUUUAGCGACGCGAAGCGACUGCGACGCGGAUGACGAGCAGGAGGACGGGGAAGGGAAUGAGGAGGGGCUGGUUAAUGUAGACCAGCGGCCUGGGGUUUCGCUACGUGGGGAGUACAGUUUUUCACUGCUCGAGAGCGCAGAGCCGGGGACGGUUGUGCCGCUGCAGUUUCGCAAGAACGGCGUGCCGAUGGAUGUCCGGUCCGGGCUCGAGAUUGGGAUUGAGAUCGACAUGGGCUGGAGUUCGCCUACGUUCGAGGAGGAGCAAGCGAAGCUAAAGGUGGACGAGCAACAGAGACAGGCUGAUCAGAAGGAGAAAGACGGGCCGGUGGAUAAUCAGCGAGUGAAGAGAGUGCGCCGAGAAGACGCGGACGAGGGUCGGUCGAGUAGCGUGCGCACGUCGACGCCGAUUUUGGAGGAGACGGUCGAGGCGCGGUAUCAUUUUGCUCUCGAAGGGAAAUUCAAGACGUUUGUGCUGCGAGGGUACGGAUGUCCCUGGUGCGCGAUGAAGGACUACGGGAGCUACGAGCGACUGCAUUUCCAUUUUCUGACCAGUCACGAGCUGUUCACGUUCCGGGUCGACAGACGGAAGCCGUUCACGAUAGACGUGUAUAUAACGAUCACAGGCCAAUUUCUGUACGAGCGCGCGAGCCCGAAGGUGCUUGAUAUCCGACUUAUGCAGUGGCUGCGUCCGAAGCAUAUGAAGUUCAAACUGCAGUCGUUCCUGCGCGGCGACGUGUCGUGGCUUCAGGAAGGAGCGUCGCUAAUGAUGCUCCGGCAGAACGGCGGGGCGGGUGUGAACGCGGGACAACAUCAUAGUACGCGGUUGACGACUGCGUCUGCGAGCGGAACGCCAGAUGCAGGGGGGGAAGGCGCGACGGUGGAUAGUCUGAGGUUGAAUCUGGCGUCGGUGGCGCCGAAUAGCACGAUAUACGAUGUGCAGACGGUGCCGACGCUGCCGCCAAAGGCGAGACGGGUGUUGCCUGUGCCGGAGACGGAGGUGAGGUUGUAUACUACGAAGGGCAAGAGACUUUUGAAGACGGGCGAGGAGGUGUCUGAGAGCGAGGACGAGGUUGAUGAUAUGUGGUUGAUAACGAAGCAUGAGGAGACGAUCGAUGACUUUGAGGACGUGACUUUGAGUGAGAAGGAAUUCAUCAAGCUCUGGGACCGGCACAUCUUUGAAGAGCGGCCGAGUUCGUACAAGCACGUGAGCGAGUCUCUUAUGCGGUUCUGUCGCAACAACCGCAAGACGCUGCGGGAGCGGACGAUGCAGAUUGAGUUUUGGAAGCACUGCUUGAAUCUGAUUGACUGCGGGAUAAUCGAGCCCGCGUGCUUCUAUGCGUGCAUGUGGUAUUUGAGGAACAUUGAGAUUGAGCGCGCGGCGGCGGCGGCGGCGGCGGAGGUGGAGGUGGAGGGUGAGGAGGGGAGGAGGAGGUCAGAUGUCGAUGAGUUGAUGGCAGGUGAGGGGAGUAGUCACGAUAUGGAUACAGUGAUGGCGGGGAGUUGAUGUCAACGGUGGAGUGGUAUGGGUGGUGUGGAAGGAUGAUGUGAUUUGAUAUUGCCGUUUUGGGAGAUCAUUGGGCUAGGGGAAGUGCGGCUGGGACGGCAGCGGCAGUGUCGUGAUGUAAGAUGUAUUUGCAAGAGAAGAUGGAUGUGUAUUGAGUAUAUAUUGUAAUAGUGUGUUAUGUAUGGAUUAUGAUAAUGUAGUGAAGGAGUAUGAUAGUCUUACUACGAUCAUAGUAAGUGGCGAUGUGGUGGUCUGCGACGCUGUAAAGACUCGACCAGAAGGCUCUCGAGGGUGCUAUGAAGAAGAGAAGACCACGACACCUGUCUUCUGACCAGAUGAAACCUUCGCAUAGGUUCUCAACACUCACCAAAGAGCAGACCCCCGAAGGACAGAGAAGAGCCGCGAAGAGCCGCGAAGAGACCCGAAGGAGGCCGAAUGACGUAGAAGUGAGCCGCAGGGCAAGGGUCGCCCAGCUGGAAGCC
Molecule: messenger RNA, 3417 nt
Organism: Myxozyma melibiosi
Lineage: Eukaryota; Fungi; Ascomycota; Lipomycetes; Lipomycetales; Lipomycetaceae
Exons: 3
Coding region: 323-2935 (870 amino acids)
Cellular component (GO): RSC-type complex; nucleus
Molecular function (GO): chromatin DNA binding
Source: RefSeq, a predicted model, not a curated record